Messenger RNA from Strongylocentrotus purpuratus (purple sea urchin), 690 nucleotides. RefSeq names its product cilia- and flagella-associated protein 251-like. The coding region runs from base 1 to 690 and encodes 229 amino acids. Lineage: Eukaryota; Metazoa; Echinodermata; Echinoidea; Camarodonta; Strongylocentrotidae. The record is from RefSeq and is a predicted model, not a curated record. The transcript has a single exon.
AUGACGGUAGAGGUGGAGGAGGAGUUGAAGGCGAAGGAAGACACGAAAGGAGAGGAGGAGGAGGAGAAGAAAGCAGCGGAGGAGAUGAAGACAGAGGAGGAGUUGAAGGCGGAGGAAGACACGAAAGGAGAGGAAGAGGAGGAGAAUGCAGUGGAGAAGAUGAAGACAGAGGAGGAGUUGAAGGCGGAGGAAGACACGAAAGGAGAGGAGGAGGAGGAGAAAGCAGCGGAGAAGAUGAAGACAGAGGAGGAGUUGAAGGCGGAGGAAGACACGAAAGGAGAGGAGGAGGAGGAGAAAGCAGCGGAGAAGAUGAAGACAGAGGAGGAGUUGAAGGCGGAGGAAGACACGAAAGGAGAGGAGGAGGAGGAGAAAGCAGCGGAGAAGAUGAAGACAGAGGAGGAGUUGAAGGCGGAGGAAGACACGAAAGGAGAGGAGGAGGUGGAGAAAGCAGCGGAGGAGAUGAAUGCGAAGGAGAUGAAGGCAGAAGAGGAGGAGUUGAAGAUGGAGGAAGACACGAAAGGAGAGGAGGAGGAGGAGGAGAAAGCAGCGGAGAAGAUGAAGACAGAGGAGGAGUUGAAGGCGGAGGAAGACACGAAAGGAGAGGAGGAGGAGGAGAAGAAAGCAGCGGAGGAGAUGAAUGCGAAGGAGAUGAAGGCAGAAGAGGAGGAAUUGGAGGCAAAGAAACAGUAA